Molecule: messenger RNA, 1536 nt
Organism: Habropoda laboriosa
Lineage: Eukaryota; Metazoa; Arthropoda; Insecta; Hymenoptera; Apidae
Product: tektin-3-like
Exons: 9
Coding region: 1-1536 (511 amino acids)
Biological process (GO): cilium movement involved in cell motility; cilium assembly
Cellular component (GO): microtubule cytoskeleton; nucleus
Source: RefSeq, a predicted model, not a curated record
AUGGAUAGUCAUAAAAAUGGAGCGAAGAAGGAAACUGUUAUGUAUUCGCAACUCCAACCAUGGAGUACUGUGGGUGUACUUCCUUGUAUGGAACAAAUUGCCGGUCCACCGAUUUCGAUUAGAGUUGGAGAAUUCUAUAAAACUCCCAAACCACAUUCCUGGCGACCUACUUUAGGAUAUGAAACCGUAGAAGCAUCUCCAUUACCCUCUCAACCUGUCACAAAUUUAUUUGCUGAUACCUGUUACAUGCCAAAAGGAAUGGCCACAGAACCAUUACGAUUUCCAAAUUUGGUGACUGGCUUCGAUAGAAAUCCUGCGCAUGCAGCGCGGGCUGCACUCUUUACAAGAUAUGGCCCAUACGAAUGGGUGCAGAAUCAACUAAAGCUUUAUAACGAAGCGAAUAGUAAUAGAAAUUUUUCUGAAAGCUUACGUCAGGAUACUGUUCGAAUGAUGCGAGAGGCUGAUGAGAAAAUACAAAAUGGUCAAACAGAAACAGGUAGAAAAUUAGGGGAAAGAAUUACGGAUACCACUUUUUGGAGAAACGAAGUAGCUUCGGAAUUGGAGCGAUUAAUAAUAGAAAAUACAAAGAUGCAAGAGUGUCGUCGUGACUUACAAACGACGAUACAAAGUUUAGAGGGUCAAUUGCACAUAGCGCAAGAGUGUUUAUAUUAUCGCGAAGCUAGAACAGGUUCUGACUUGGUUCAUGAUCAAGUCGAGCAUGCUCUUCUACAAGAGGUGGAAGUAGUUAGAAAUUGUCAAAAUAAAUUAGAACAUUUUACGGAUAAAUGUAUUAAUCAGCUUACAAAUAGUAGAGCAGUACAGAAUCAACUAGAGAUUGACAUAAAGAAUAAAGAAACUGCACUUGGAAUUGAUAUUACAUGUCAUCAAAUGAACAAUUUUAGUCGUGGAUUAAAAUAUUACGGUGGCAUUGAGAAAUAUGAUAAUAGCGUUACGGAAGCCGAAUCUUGGGUUGAAGCUUCCGAUAAUGUAGUGAAAAAAUCACAGACAGAACGAGCAAGAUCUAAUCAAUUACGAAGCGACAUAGAAAUCGCGAUAAACGCAGUUGGUCAUGAAAUGUGGGAAGCGUGGGGAAAUACAAAUAAUGCUUUGGCCAGAAGGGCUGCAGAAAUACUAGAAGCAAAAGAGAAAUUACAAAUACAUUUACAUAAAAUUCAACAAGAAAUCUUUGAAAUUGAAAAGAAUUUGCAAUUAAUGCAAAAAGCCAUCGCGGAUAAAAGUUCUGCUCUCAAAGUCGCACACACUCGCUUAGAAAGUAGAACUCAUCGACCUGCAGCAGAAUUAUGUAAAGAUUACGCUCAGCUCAGAAUGAUCGAGGAAGUAGAAACGAUAAAUGCAAUGAUACACGAUAUGAAUUUAAAAUUACAAAGAUUUGAAGCGCAACAUCAGCAACUUCUACGUACUAGAACUAACUUAGAGGGUGAUUUAAAAUCUAAAGUCGACUCAUUAUUUAUCGAUAGAGAAAAGUGUAUGAGUAUGCGAAGAAGUUAUCCAGUUGCAUCAGUCAUUAAGUUUUGA